CCAUUUUAUAUUCCCACCAGCAAUGUAUGAGAGCUCCAGUUUCUCCACAUCUUCAGCAACACUUGGCAUUAUCUGUGUUUUUAUUGUAGCCAUUCUAAGUGUCUAUGUGUGCAGUGGUAUCUCGUGAUUUUAAUUUGCAUAUCGCUAAUGGCAAAUGAUGUUGGUUGAACACCUUUUUCAUGUGCCUCUUAGCCAUUUGUAUAUCUUUUUUGAUGAUAUGCUUACUCAUAUUUUUGCCCAGUCUUAAUUGUCUUUAUUUCUUUUUAUUAUUGAGUUUUCAGUUUUUUAAAUACAUUGUAGAUAUAUGCCAGAUAUAUGAUUUGUAAAUAAUUCUCCAAAUUUGUGACUUUCCUGUGAAUUUUCUUUAUGCUGACUUUGUAGCACAAGAGUUUUUAAUUUUAUUCAAGUCCAAUUUAUUAACUUUUAAAAUUGCUCCUAAUUUUAGUGUCAUGUAUCACUCGUUGCCUAACCCAAGGACACGAAGAUGGUCUCGUGUUUUCUUCUAGGAGUUUUGUAUUUUGGGAUCUUACAUUUAGGUUUGUGAUCCAUUUUGAGUUCAUUUUAUGUGUAGUCUGAGGGCUUGGUCAUCUAUCAGUUCCUGCCGGGAAUACCUUUCUCCGGGUGGACCGUUCUUGGCCGCUCUGGGCGGUACUACGACUCCCAGCAGGCACCACGCCCGCCCGCCCUCCGCGGAGCGGGAAAUCCAGACCGCCUGGGAAUUGAGGCUUCCGGGAAGAGCUGAGCCACAGACUGUGGUUCCGAUAUCCGCUCCAUUCAACCCUUUCUCAAGAAUUUGGUCUCUGGGAGAACCAAGCUGGCCUGAACGACCUCCCUGUUCAGACCCGGCCCCUGACUUCCGGCCACCUUCGACUCCCUCACUGGUUUGGUCCAGCAGUGUGUCUUCCGAGUUUCCCGCAGGGACUAAUUCUUGAAGACCAACUGCAGUCCCGAGUUUCGCAGGCCCGGUCAACAAGAGGCGAGAGGAGAAGUCGGCGGACGGCGAGGAGAGAGUGUCCAUUUCUCCUUGAAGCGGUGGGCCGGCCCGGCUGGGACCCCAAGAGGAGUAGGGGACCCGGGCGGGGUUCAGAAGUUCGCGGGUUCCUACCCCCUGGGGGGGGGCGGGCUUCGGCGGGUCCAGGCUCGCCCUUCAGAAGGCCAUCCCGGUAUCCAGCCCCGGCCUCGGCCACCAUGUCCCACAAGGUCCCUUUGGACUGCUCAGCAUCACGCGCCAGCUGCCUGGACCUGUGGAGGGAAAAGAAUGACCGGCUAGUUCGACAGUCCAAGGUGGCUGAAGACUCUGGUCUGUCUCUGAGGCGACAGCAAUUGGCUCAGGAUGCUCUGGAAGGGCUCAGAGGGCUUCUUCAUAGUCUGCAGGGGCUCCCUGCGGCUGUUCCUGUUCUCCCCUUGGAGCUGACUGUCAUCUGCAACUUCAUUACUCUGAGGGCAAGUCUGACCCAGGGCUUCACUGAGGACCAAGCCCAGGAUAUCCAAAGGGGCCUAGAGAGAGUGCUGGAGGCCCAGGCACAGUCAGGCCCACAGCCAGAACAUGGGCUCAGGGAACUGUGGAACUUCAUCCUCCAUGCUUCCACUCCUACGCCGGAGCUGCUCCCUGCCCUACACCAUUUGGCUGGGCUGCAGGCUGCCCUCUGGCUGAGCACUGACCAUCUUGGGGACUUAACCUUACUGCUGCAGACCCUGAAUGGCAGCCAGAGUGGAGACUCUGAGGAUCUGCUGCUGCUUCUAAAAACUUGGAGCCCCCCAGCUGAGGAGUCAGAUGCCGCACUGACCCUGCAGGAUGCCCGGGGCUUAAGGGAUGUCCUUCUCACAGCAUGUGCCUUCCGCCAAGGCCUUCAGGAGCUGAUCACAGGGAGUUUGCCCAAGGCACUGAGCAACCUGCAUGAAGCAGCCUCAGGCCUGUGUCCACGGCCUGUGUUGGUCCAGGUGUACACGGCUCUGGGGACCUGUCUCCGUAAGAUGGGCAAUCCACAGAGAGCACUGCUGUACUUGGUUGCAGCCCUGAAAGGGGGAUCAGCCUGGGGUCCCCCACUUCUGGAGGCCUGCAGGCUAUAUCAGCAACUGGGGGACACAGCAGCAGAGCUGGAGAGUCUGGAGCUGCUGGUUGAGGCUUUGAAUAUCACCCACAGCUCUGAAGUACCCCAGCUUCUUAUUGAGGUAAAGUUGCUACUCCCACAACCUAGCCCAGCCUCACCCCUUCAUUGUGGCACACAGAGCCAGGCCAAACACCUACUAGCAAGCCGAUGCCUACAGACAGGCAGGACAGAGGAUGCUGCAGAGCAUUACUUGGAUCUGCUGGCCCUAUUGAUGGAUGGCUCAGAGCCAAGGUUCUCCCUACCCCCAACCCCCCCAGGACCCUGUGUGCCUGAGGUGUUCUUGGAGGCAGCAGCAGCACUGAUCCAGGCAGGCCGAGCCCAGGAUGCUUUGACUGUAUGUGAGGAACUGCUCAACCGAACAUCAUCCCUGCUCCCCAAGAUGCAUCAGCUAUGGGAAGAUGCCAGAAAAGAAGCCAAGGAGCCACCACACUGUCCACUCUGGGUCUCUGCCACCUACCUGCUUCAGGGCCAGGCCUGGGUACAACUAGGGGCCCAAAAAGAAGCAAUUAGUGAAUUUAGCCGGUGCCUUGAGCUGCUCUUCCGGGCCAUGCCUGAGGACAAAGAAGAAGGGCUUGCUUCCGACUGUGAGCCAGGGUGCAGACCAAAUGUGGCACUACAAGAGCUUCAGGCAGCUGCCCUGAUUAGUCGUGGACUGCAAUGGGUGGCCAGUGGCCAGGAUUCCAAAGCUCUACAGGACUUCCUCCUCAGUGUGCAGAUGUGCCCACGUAAUCAAGAUGCUUCCCUUCACCUGCUUCUGACUCUGAGGCGGCUAGAUCGGAGGGAUGAGGCCACUGCUCUCUGGUGUAGAUUGGAGGCCCAAACUAAGCUGUCCAAGGAGUAUGCCACAUGGUCUCUCCCCCUAUACCUAGAAGCCUACUUGAACUGGAUCCACCCCCCUGACUGUGAAACCCUCCUGGAAGAGUUUCGGACUUCUUUGCUGGAGCCUUGUGAACUGUAGUUGCUGCAUUUCCCAGACCAACUUCAGCUGGGGCCCCAGUGGGCCAUCUUUCUCUGGGGAGGGCCUUCUGCUUUACCAUCCUUGGGGAAUGUGCCUGGAGCUGACUAUUCUUAUAUACCUCUAGCAUGGGAGAGGUUGGUGGUAGCCCUGCCAAAUUUGACUUAGACACUGCCAUUCUGAUUCUGGAGGAAUUCCCCCUGCCACCAAGUCCUUGCCUUUGCUCAUGGUACUUUUUUUCCUGUUUGCUCUUUUCUUGUGUUGAGUAAAAUCUCAUAUUUGUCUCUUGCCUGCCUACUACAUUUAUUUGAGUGGGAAGGCUCACAGCUGCCUGGUUCAGUUGAGUGCUGGUUGCCUCUCCCAGCAUCCUCUCCUACCUUAUGAGUUUGAGGUCUGGGGCUGAGGAAAGGGCUACACAAAUCCUUUACUUAGGAAGCAGUGUCUUUUUGUUCUUCCCACUGCCCCAAAGCCCAGGAUCCUGUGCUAGGUGACAGAAUGAGUGGAGUUGAGUUUGGAGAGUGGUCUGGGAAGGCCUCCCAGGACAAGGGUGGAACCUUGAUACUUAGAGAGGAGGGACAGGAAGAACUCUGAGUCAGGGUGGCUUGCCUGCUCUCUAACUCUAAGUUCUAGCAACUGGAUCUGUUCAGUCAAAUGGGUCUUUGUGGGUAGGGAGUGAAUGGUGAAUUGAAACAACAUGCCACUGAGAGCUGCCUAUUGACUACAGUCAGAAUGAACAGACGUUUUGGGCCCAAAGACUUCAAGUCUCAGCUUGCAAUUUUCUUGCUGCUUUGAACUCUAUUGAAUCUGUUGUUGUUCUGUACUUGUCUUUUGACUUCUUUCAGAAUUUAAGUGCCCUUCUCCCUCUAGCCAUUAAUAUUAAUCCCCUGUGGUAAGUGAAACAUGUACCCCUAAACUCUGAGGAACUGUACAGCCUGUGGGAUUGGGAUUACCAGAGGUUACAAUGACAGUAGGUUGAAAUGGAUUAAGAGCUGGCAUGCUAGUCAAAGGGUCCAGGGCAGGGGUGGAGACCAGCCCUGAGCCCAGCAUGGGGUUUUUUGUCUUCUUUUAUUUUUAUUUUUUAAAAUUGUGGUAAAAUAUGUAUAAAAUAAAAUUUCCCAUUUUAACCA
Molecule: messenger RNA, 4193 nt
Organism: Choloepus didactylus (southern two-toed sloth)
Lineage: Eukaryota; Metazoa; Chordata; Mammalia; Pilosa; Megalonychidae
Gene: FANCG
Product: FA complementation group G
Exons: 14
Coding region: 1189-3069 (626 amino acids)
Biological process (GO): interstrand cross-link repair
Cellular component (GO): Fanconi anaemia nuclear complex
Molecular function (GO): protein binding
Source: RefSeq, a predicted model, not a curated record